Molecule: messenger RNA, 1308 nt
Organism: Sphaerodactylus townsendi
Lineage: Eukaryota; Metazoa; Chordata; Lepidosauria; Squamata; Sphaerodactylidae
Gene: METTL1
Product: methyltransferase 1, tRNA methylguanosine
Exons: 7
Coding region: 254-955 (233 amino acids)
Biological process (GO): tRNA methylation; RNA (guanine-N7)-methylation
Cellular component (GO): tRNA methyltransferase complex
Molecular function (GO): tRNA (guanine(46)-N7)-methyltransferase activity
Source: RefSeq, a predicted model, not a curated record
GGUUUCUCUGGCAAUGGAGGCGGUGGCGUCAGCGCCGUUGCCCCAAAAGCGCUUCUACCGACAGCGCGCCCACUCUAAUCCGCUGGCGGAUCACACUUUGCGCUAUUUUGAAACGAUCCUUAAUGAAGCUGUCAAAAGUGCAUCCUCCAGAAAUGCUGUUACCAUCUAACUCAAAGCUUCCGCCUGCUAAGUCUCUGGGUUGAUCUGUUCCAACAAAGUGGCUCCUUAUGGCAGUCCUUCCAAGCCUGAGGAAAUGGAUUGGUCUGAGCUGUACCCAGAAUUCUUCACGUUGUUAAACAGUCGGCACGAUGACUCAAAGGACAUGGAAGAGGGAGCCAAGCCUUCCUGUCAAGUAGAAUUUGCUGAUGUUGGCUGUGGUUAUGGAGGAUUACUGGUUGCGCUGUCUCCCUUGUUCCCCAACACCUUAAUGCUGGGCCUAGAGAUCCGCGUGAAGGUCUCAGAUUACGUGCGAGACCGGAUCCGGUCCCUGCGAGCAUCCCAUCCUGGGUUGUACCAGAACGUCGCCUGCAUCCGCAGCAAUGCCAUGAAACACCUGCCCAACUUUUUCCACAAGGGACAGCUAUGCAAGAUGUUUUUCCUCUUCCCUGACCCUCACUUCAAGAAGACGAAACACAAGUGGAGAAUUAUCAGCACUACCUUGUUGGCGGAGUAUGCCUAUGUCCUGUGUGAGCAGGGUCUGGUGUACACCAUCACGGAUGUAGAAGAGGUGUACAAAUGGAUUGUAAAGCAUUUCCAAGAGCACCCACUCUUUGAGCAAGUACCGUUAGAAGAACUGGCGAGUGACCCUAUUGUUGAUCUCUUGGGUACCUCAACUGAAGAAGGGAAGAAAGUUCAGAGGAAUGGAGGCAAAACCUUCCCGGCUGUCUUCCGACGCAUUGCAGACAAAGCCCUGAAGGAGCUGCUGGGUGCAACACAGGAAGUGGCUGGAACGUGACUGGGGGAAUUUCCUGAGCCCUGAUGAGAUCCACGUUGACCAUGCCUUCCUCACAGCGAUGGCGAGACGAGUUACAGCAACCAUGGAAAGCACUUAAUGUGUAUCCCCAUAGCCAAGUCAACUAUCUAUAAAUAUAGAGGGGAAAUCCCUUCAGGAAAACACUGUGUUGGGGUUGCAUGGAUUUCUUUGGUGUUUAUUUUGCCUGUAGCAGGGGCACGAUGCAUCACUAGUGCCAUCGUAGCUAAACUUCAAGUGUCACAAGCAUAGAGUGGGCUCAGUGAUUAUAUGGAGUUCCCCACCUGACAACAUCUGUUGUCACUUUAUUUUUUAAAUAAAUAAUACUAUAAGACUGA